GGUGCUCUCGCGCCUGCCUAACUGCCUAAAGUUACCUGUCGACAAAAAGAACGCGCUGCGGAGCACAUCUGCCUAGUUAUUAGUUACUCUCUGCCUAUUACAGUGUGUCAGUGCCUAUGCCUAGCAUUAAUACCAUUAAUACCAUUGAUACCCCAGAUACUAGGCAGAUACAGCGUCUCAUAGGUCAAUCUCAAUGACACAUGCAUUCUACCUACCUACCUACCUAAGGGUAUUCAUUCAUUCAACAUAUGAACCCUCAAUGAUACCUACAUAUACCUACUUUACCUACCAGUAGUCGGUAGAAUGACCUAGUUUUCAACAAAAAUUAAAAAGGUUUCUACGGCACAUAUUUCAUCAACUUCUUUUCUCAAUUACCAGUCAUCAAGUACACAACCUUCGCCACCAUGGCAGACAAAGAGGCCACGGUUUACAUACUUGACCUAGGGUCUUCGAUGGCUGACUGCCACAGUGGAAGGGUUGAAUCAGACCUCGACUGGAGCAUGCGCUAUGUAUGGGACAAAAUCACAACCACUGUGGGCGCAUCAAGGAAGACAUGGACCGUGGGAGUAGUCGGCGUGAGGACCGACGGAACUGAUAAUCCCUUGCAAGAGGAACAUGGUGAAUCCUACGAGAAUAUUUCUGUCUUGCGAGAGCUUGGCCCCAUGAGCCUGGGUGAUGUCCGCGACCUUCAAGGCCUUGUGAAACCCAGCAACACCGAAGCUGGCGACUGUAUCUCGGCUAUAGUAGUAGCCGUAGAGAUGAUCGAGAAGUUCACAAAGAAGCUAAAAUACAAGCGUAAAAUCAUUCUAGUUACUGACGGCGAGGGCUGUAUCGAUCCGGAUGAUAUCGAUGACAUAUCAGCCAAGAUCGACGGAUCUGGUAUUGAACUCAUAGUCUUAGGUGUGGAUUUUGACGAUGCCGAAUUUGGCUUCAAGGAAGAGGAUAAGUCCAGUCAGAAAAAGACCAAUGAAGGCAUCCUUAAGGAGCUCGUUGAAAAAUCCAAUGGGCUAUAUGGCACCAUCGCAGAGGCCAUUGCCGAACUCGAUAUACCGAGACUGAAGCCCGUUAGACCAUACAAGAGCUAUGAUGGAGAGCUCACCCUUGGAAACCCCGAUGAACACCCAGACGCUUUGAGCAUUAGUGUGCAACGAUACUUCAAGACGCACAAAGCGACAAUACCGCCCGCAAGUCGAGUAGUGCUUCAGACCGAAAAUGAUGAGAUGGAGGACAUAGAGCCUACUGCUGCAUUCGCUUCUGUGAAGAAUGCCCGGACAUACAAGGUCAAUGAUCCCGAGGCACCGGGAGGGAAACGGGAUGUCGAGUUUGAGUCCCUAGCCAAAGGCUACGAAUACGGAAGGACAGCUGUACAUAUCAGCGAAUCAGAACACAACAUUACCAAGCUUGAGACUACCAAAUGCUUUACUAUCUUAGGCUUCAUACAACAAGAGAAGUACGAGCCAUUCUUCAACAUGGGGGAAACUGGUGUGACAGUUGCUCAACAGUUAAACGACGCGGCCUCACUAAAGCUUUCAUCACUCAUACACUCUCUUCAGGAGCUAGAGUCCUACGCAGUGGCGCGGCUAGUAACGAAGGAUGGAAAGGAUCCAGCUCUUGUCCUUCUUGCACCUCACAUUGAGCCCGAAUUUGAAUGCUUAUAUGACAUCCCACUACCCUUUGCGGAAGAUGUCAGAAACUACCAAUUUCCGCCACUCGACAAGGUGGUUACCGUCACCGGUAACAAAAUAUACGAAGAUCAUCGACUUUUACCAAGUAAGGAUCUGUCAGAAGCUAUGGAUGACUAUGUCGAUGCCAUGGAUAUAUCUCAUUGGGAAAAGGAUGACGAGGGGAACCGCACCAUGGAAUACGCAGCAGUCGAAGAUGUGUAUUGUCCUCCGCUUCAUCGUAUUAAUCAAGUUGUGCGGCAUCGCGCAGUCUAUCCAGAUCAGCCUAUUCCCCCGAUACCCAAAAUAUUGCUCAAAUACGCAAAUCCACCAGAGGACCUAAUGUCUAAGGCCAAAUCAAAGCUUGAAGAGCUCAUCUCCGAAGCCAGCGUCAAGAAAGUGCCUCCUAAAGCCCAAGGUAGGAGAGAGAAGGGAAACAAACCCGAGCCAAUUUCGGGUCUAGACAUCGACGCACUCCUCAACCAGCCUCAUAAUAGGCGAAAUAAAAUCACCAUAGAAAAUUCUAUCCCUGAGUUCUGGCAGAUGAUGGAUCGCGCGAGUGAAGAUUUCGAAAUCGAAGAUGCGGCGAAACAAAUGGGUGACAUUAUUCGCUCGCUUGUGAAGAACAGCCUUGGGAUUAGUAACUACGACCGAGCCAUUGAAAACAUCAGUGUCUUUAGAAAAGCUAUGAUGAAAUGGGAGAGGCCGGAUUUGUUCAACUCCUUCUUAAAGGAUUUCAAGGAACGCUUGGACACUUCCGAGUUCAACGGCAACAGGCGGGAGCUGUGGCGGCAAAUAAAAGGGCAGGGAAAUAGGCUAGGUCUGAUUGAUCAAGAUACAUCUGAACCGUCUAAUGUGACCCGUACGCAAGCAGCAGAGUUCUUUGCUCAGUAGGUUCUGGUUUUAUCUAGAUCCGCGAUGUAGGGCAACAAAACGUUGAGACCUAGACAAGACCAUAGAUAGUUUGGCAAGUUAGUACUAACUUAAGCCAAAGCUGCUUCGUCCCUUGAGAAUAAUGAAGUUCGACAGCAGUUGAUACCGUCUUAUACUUGUAGCAUGCAUGUUCUAAGCUGAUAUAUUAGAGUAUAUUAUGAAAGCACCGUAGCCAUGUAGCUAAGAGACAAGCCGCCAUCCAGUCUACUGAGUGACAGGAAGCUAGAGAACAUCAUCACGAGGGUGUCGUAAGUCCGGCUAUAAGCACUAUGUUUUAUCCCCGUGUUAAGACUUUUUGUGUCAACUUGC
Molecule: messenger RNA, 2903 nt
Organism: Hypoxylon fragiforme
Lineage: Eukaryota; Fungi; Ascomycota; Sordariomycetes; Xylariales; Hypoxylaceae
Product: ATP-dependent DNA helicase II subunit 2
Exons: 6
Coding region: 405-2555 (716 amino acids)
Biological process (GO): double-strand break repair via nonhomologous end joining; cellular response to X-ray; DNA recombination
Cellular component (GO): nucleus; Ku70:Ku80 complex
Molecular function (GO): damaged DNA binding; telomeric repeat DNA binding; double-stranded DNA binding
Source: RefSeq, a predicted model, not a curated record